This is a messenger RNA of Vicia villosa (hairy vetch), 1737 nucleotides long. RefSeq names its product geranylgeranyl diphosphate reductase, chloroplastic. Gene Ontology annotation, molecular function: oxidoreductase activity, acting on the CH-CH group of donors, NAD or NADP as acceptor; FAD binding. The record is from RefSeq and is a predicted model, not a curated record. The transcript has 2 exons. Gene Ontology annotation, cellular component: chloroplast thylakoid membrane. Gene Ontology annotation, biological process: photosynthesis; chlorophyll biosynthetic process. NCBI's taxonomy places the organism in Eukaryota, Viridiplantae, Streptophyta, Magnoliopsida, Fabales, Fabaceae. The coding region runs from base 98 to 1486 and encodes 462 amino acids.
CUCAAAUCACCAACCAUAUCCACCAUUCCAAUAAAGAAAAACUUCAUUUCUUACUCUCUCACAGUCUCACAUUUCGUUACUCUUCCAUUCAACCACUAUGACCUCCAUCGCCCUCAAAUCCUUCCUCGGACUCCGCCAAUCCUCACCAGAAACCACCCAUUUCUCCUACCGUCCUAAACUCACCACCCACCGUCGAAAAUUCACUGUCGUUGCAGGAAUAACCAGCCCAAAACUCGAUGGUCGUAACCUCCGUGUCGCCGUCAUUGGCGGUGGCCCAGCAGGUGGUGCAGCCGCAGAAACUCUAGCAAAAGGUGGCGUUGAGACCUUCCUCAUAGAACGCAAAAUGGACAACUGCAAACCAUGCGGUGGAGCCAUCCCUCUUUGCAUGGUAGGGGAGUUUGACCUACCGUUAGACAUCAUAGACCGCCGUGUCACAAAGAUGAAGAUGAUUUCUCCGUCGAAUGUCGCGGUCGACAUUGGUCGGACGCUUAAGCCUCAUGAGUAUAUUGGUAUGGUACGCCGUGAAGUGCUUGAUGAUUAUCUUAGGAACCGGGCUAAGGAUAAUGGAGCGAAUAUCAUAAACGGGUUGUUUUUGAAAAUGGAUAUUCCUAAAGAGAAGAAUGCGCCUUAUGUUCUUCAUUAUUCUUCCUAUGAUGGGAAAAGUGGUGGGGUUGGGGAGAAAUGUACCUUGGAAGUUGAUGCUGUUAUUGGUGCUGAUGGAGCUAAUUCUAGAGUUGCUAAGUCUAUUGAUGCUGGUGAUUAUGAAUAUGCCAUUGCAUUUCAGGAGAGGAUAAAAAUUCCGGACAAUAAAAUGGCUUAUUACGAGGAUCUUGCGGAGAUGUAUGUUGGCGAUGAUGUUUCUCCCGAUUUCUAUGGCUGGGUAUUUCCAAAAUGUGACCACGUUGCUGUUGGCACUGGCACUGUGACACACAAGGGAGACAUCAAGAAGUUCCAACUGGCAACCAGGAAAAGAGCCGAGGACAAGAUCUUAGGUGGGAAGAUCAUCCGAGUGGAGGCUCAUCCUAUUCCAGAACAUCCAAGGCCACGUAGAUUGUCGGGAAGGGUCGCGCUCGUGGGCGAUGCUGCUGGCUACGUGACCAAAUGUUCGGGAGAAGGAAUCUAUUUUGCAGCUAAAAGUGGAAGGAUGUGUGCCGAGGAAAUCGUGAAGGGUUCAGCGAACGGGAAGAGGAUGGUUGAAGAAGGUGAUUUGAGAAAGUAUUUGGAGAAAUGGGACAAGACUUAUUGGCCUACUUACAAAGUUUUGGAUAUUCUUCAGAAGGUGUUUUACCGGUCCAAUCCCGCUAGAGAAGCGUUUGUGGAAAUGUGCGCGGAUGAGUAUGUGCAGAAGAUGACAUUUGAUAGCUAUUUGUACAAGACUGUUGUACCUGGGAAUCCAUUGGAUGAUAUUAAGUUGGCUAUCAACACCAUUGGAAGCUUGGUUAGGGCUAAUGCUCUAAGGAGGGAGAUGGACAAACUCAAUGUCUGAGUUAUAUACAUAUAUGGAUAAAUUUAUCUUUCAUUUUUGCUUUUGUAGUAAACAUGAUUGAUGUCUUAUAAGUGUUCAUUAUCUAUCUGUGUAAGCAAACGGAUUAUUUUCAAGCAAUCCCAAUAUAGAAUGGUGAUUGGAGCAUAGCAGAGGUUGAUUGAAAAUUGAAAGCAGUUGUAAAAGGUUAGAGCUAUUACACCUUUGUAUGUGGUAAUAUUAGUUGGAAUUUAAGAGAUUUGGUUUAUGCUGUA